This is a messenger RNA of Fragaria vesca subsp. vesca, 1064 nucleotides long. Its product is annotated as vacuolar iron transporter 1.1-like. Gene Ontology annotation, biological process: intracellular manganese ion homeostasis. The record is from RefSeq and is a predicted model, not a curated record. Gene Ontology annotation, molecular function: manganese ion transmembrane transporter activity; iron ion transmembrane transporter activity. The coding region runs from base 132 to 962 and encodes 276 amino acids. The transcript has 3 exons. Lineage: Eukaryota; Viridiplantae; Streptophyta; Magnoliopsida; Rosales; Rosaceae. Gene Ontology annotation, cellular component: membrane.
GGAGCAUACCAUGAAACUGUGAAAACGUACUGAAACGAGCUGGGUGAUCAAUGAUGAAUUGUAAAUUUACAGAGAUAUAGAGCUUGACGUACGUACUAGUCGGAAAGAGAGAACCAUUUGAAAGGACCAAUAUGGCUGCAGAAGAGACCAACAUCAGUACUAGUACUGCUACUGCUUGGCUACUUGAUGAAGUAAACGAUAUUGAAGAAGAUAGAUCAGAAAGCUUUGAUAAUGGUGCUACUGGUAGUUCGAGACCAAAAGAGCCAUGGAAAACAGAGUAUGCAAAGAGCAUUCUGUAUGCUGGUCUCGAUGCCAUUGUCACUUGCUUCUCUCUAAUCUCUUCCAUCUCCGCCAGCCGUCUCACCUCUGCGGAUGUGCUGGUUCUAGGAUUUGCAAAUCUGGUGGCGGAUGGGAUAUCAAUGGGAGUUGGAGAUUUUUUGUCCAGCAGCAUCGAAAAGGAUGUUGCCACGAAAGAAAUGACGGUGACAGAAUGGGAUGUCACAAAUCACGGCGGCCUUGAGAAGAUGGAGUUGCUCCAGAAGUAUCAAGCACUUGGCAUGGACGUUGAUGAUGCCGCCACGGUUGUGAGCAUUUUUGCCAAGUACAAAGACAUCUUGGUCCAGGAGAAGAUGAUGGCUCAUGGAAGGCUACCACCGGAAGAAGCAGAAAAGCCAUGGAAGAAUGGCCUUGUAACAUUCGUCGCCUUCCUUGUGUUUGGCUCUGCUCCUCUCCUCUCAUUCAUCGUCCUCAUCCCAUUUACAAACAAUGACUUGGUUAAGUUUGCUGGUGCUUGUAUCCUUUCCGCAGUUGCGCUUGCUCUUCUUGGGAUUGCAAAGGCCAAGAUUGCAGGCCAGAACUAUGCUUUAUCUGUGGCAGUGACUCUCUUCAAUGGUGCCGCUGCUGCAGCUGCCGCUUAUGUUGUUGGAUGGACGCUGAAGAAUAUAGCUGGCCUAGAAGGUUGAAGACUAGGGCCAACAACAAGAGCUCGGUUCUGCAAUUUUUUUGCCCAUACUAGGGCUACAGAUGUAUGUAUAUGUCGACCCGGACAAUGAAUGUGUGGCUUG